AUCAUCAAGGCUAUAUUACUCUAUGCCAAGAAAGGGCAAUUCCAUGGCAAGUUUGUUUCAGUUAUGCUCCGAAAAGCUAUUUUCUUUUGUGACUCUUCAGGAGAAAAUAAUACAACCGUUUGUUUGAGCGGGUCCAUCACCCCACAGCAUUUGGGCCAAACGGUGUCUGCCCAACUGCAUUGGUCCUCCGGGAUUUUUGCUAACUAUCACAACGAUACCAUCGUUCUGUUUCUCUAUGUAGCUAACCGGCAACAUCGGCGAUACUUCAAUGCCUCAAGUGUCUAGCGCGCGGAACACCAUUAACGUUGUUCGACAGUUGCACUUUGUGACAAGCUGUCUGCUCUCCUGAGGUAGACCACUGAUGGAGCAGCAGCCAAUAGGCUCUGGGGACAGUCUUCGUCAUGUUUCCGUGUGUUUCCUCCUGGCCCUCUGCUGAGCCCCCGUCGCCCUGUGGCCAUGCCCCCCAGCCCACACACACUCACACACAGCCCCUGCUGUGCAGCGGCCCUGCCCCAACAAUGAACCCUCACCCCCACCCUGUCCCAGACUACAUGGAGUCCCUCAUCGUGGUGACUGAGUACGAGCCCAAGGAAGGUGAGGAGGUGGAGGACAUGGACAGCUCCGAGACCCUUGAGCCUGGCGCACCCCUCUUCAGAACCCCCUCCUGCGACCAGCUGUCCCAUGCUGUGGGCUGCCCCGUGGCCCUGUUCCCCAAGCCCCAGGAGCACCGGGGAAGACUAAACCUGUCGGACAGGAAGCUGUCCCUGCAGGAGCGCUCCCAGACGGCCUCGUCUCCCUGUGGCUCCCCAGGGCUCAACGGCCACUUCAUCUACCCCUCGCUGCCCUACUCGCCCAUCACCUCGCCCCACUCCUCCCCCCGGCUGCCCCGUAGACCCACCGUGGAGUCUCACCGCGUCUCCAUCACUGACCUGCAGGACUGCGUGCAGCUCAACCAGUACAAGCUCAAAGAUGAAAUCGGAAAGGGCUCAUAUGGUGUUGUCAAGCUGGCCUACAAUGAAGACGACAACACCUACUAUGCAAUGAAAGUGCUGUCCAAGAAGAGGCUGAUGAGGCAGGCAGGUUUCCCACGGAGACCACCCCCCCGCGGCGCCAAAGCAGCCCCUGAAGGCCCCCCUCAGCCCAAAGGACCCCUGGAACGGGUCUACCAGGAGAUUGCCAUCCUGAAAAAGCUGGACCAUCCCAAUGUAGUGAAACUGGUAGAGGUUCUGGAUGACCCUGGUGAGGACCAUCUGUACAUGGUGUUUGAGCUGGUCAAACAGGGGGCUGUGAUGGAAGAGAUGCCCACAGACAAGCCACUGAAUGAAGACCAGGCACGGUUCUACUUCCAAGACCUGCUCAGGGGGAUUGAGUUCUUGCAUUACCAGAGGAUCAUCCACCGGGACAUCAAGCCCUCUAACCUCCUAGUUGGGGAGGACGGUCAUAUUAAGAUUGCUGACUUUGGGGUCAGUAACCAGUUUGAGGGGGCAGACGCCCUUCUGACCAGCACAGUGGGCACGCCCGCCUUCCUCGCCCCAGAGACCCUCUCCGAGACCAGGAAGAACUUCUCUGGCAAGGCAUUGGAUAUUUGGGCCAUGGGAGUGACGCUCUAUUGUUUCGUGUUUGGAGUGUGUCCCUUUAUGGAUGAACGCAUCCUUAGUCUUCAUCAGAAGAUCAAGACCCAGCCAGUGGAGCUGCCAGAGCAUGCAGACAUAUCUGACGAUCUGAAAGAUCUGCUACUGAAGAUGCUGGACAAGAAUCCAGAGAGCAGGAUAUCAAUACCACAGAUUAAGGUGCACCCAUGGGUGACGAGGCACGGAGCGGAACCCCUCCCUCUGGAGGAUGAUAACUGCUCCAUGCUGAUUGAGGUGACCGAGGAGGAGGUGGAGAACUCUGUCAAACACAUCCCCAGUCUGGCCACUGUGAUCCUGGUGAGGACCAUGCUGAGGAAGCGCUCCUUUGGGAACCCCUUUGACUGGGGCCGUCAGAGGACUGAGGACAGAGGCCCCAGUCUGUCUGCACCGGGGCACAUGCUCACGAAACAAGCGAGCAUGGAGGGCAUGAGAAGUAUUGACCUGCCCUUCGUGGGAGAAGAUGAGGCUCUUUCCUGAUGCCGUGUGGUUUUUAAGCGCGAGGGUUGGGGCAUGCUAGUGACUCGACUUGCAGUCCGCCCUCAAACCCACCUUUCACUCACUGCUAUGUUAUGUUGUGGCAGCCACCAAUGUUUUUGUUGUUUUAGGUGGACGGGACUGUUGGAAGAGCUCCAUGACUUGUAUAGAGACGUGACUGGAGCCUGGACACCCUUCUGGGGGAAGCUCCCUUAUUGUCACUCACUAACCCCCUGUCUGUAAUGCAUGCUCAUGUUUCUAGUCAUAGCAUGCUCUGUCUCAGGCCUCUGAUGUACAGGUCUGUUUGCCUAGGUACCUGUGUUUCUCCACCCUCUCCACCAUUUGAAAAGACUCACGUUUAAUGCAGAGGUAUGUGGGAGGGGGUGUUUAUGGAUGGUUGUACAUUUCAAAGGGUGACUCCUGGUCCCCACAUUUCAGCAGAGUACUUGACUAUGUUUGUCUGUACCACUCAUCAAUGUGGACAGUUUAGGAACAUUCAUGUUUUCAGUGGAAACCUGUAUAGGAGAGGUUUAUUGAGAUGAAAAAGGUUUACUACAUUCAUAGCAUGUGUGUCUGUUGAUUUCUCAAUGCAAACAUUGUAGAAGCGACACAAGUUGCACAUUAAUAGAAUUAGUUGUUGCUGCACAAUCUAUUUGUUUUAUUUAUUAAGUCCUCACAAAUGAUUCAUUGUAAAAUGUCUCCCAGUUACGACAACUGGUGAAGUAAUGUAACUAAAUGUUUCUGAUAUAUGUGUUUAGCAAAGGGGAUGAUACAGUGUCGAAGCUGAAAUCAAAAUCACGUUUGUUUCUUUUUGUAUGGUAAUAGAUUUACAGAUCUCAUUUUCAGAACACCAUUAAGAAAAUGGUUAUCAUAUUUUGUAAAGUAACAUCAUUCAUAGAGAGACAAACACCUUUUAAACAAGUGCAUUGCAAUGUCAUUGUGAAAUUGUAUCAAUUACUGGCUCUUGCAAAUGAAUUUUAAUACCAAGUGUAUAGCCUAGUGCGGCUGCAGACCUCUUGUACAAUCUAUGCAUGACAUAUCCCUUAUGGAAAUGUUGGAAUUAGUUUGACAUGGAUAAAGUUGUCAUCAGAUAUGGUAAGAUACAAAUUAGAUGGUAGAACUUUGACAUUGCCAGUAGAGUGCAAUCUUUUUAAGUUCUCUGCUUUUUCUCCAUUUUUAGAUAAGCCCAAAGUGGUGGAAAAAUCUCCCCAGUUCUCUAGUGGCAUGUGUUUUUAACAUCUUGCCCUUUUUGUAUAUAGUUAGACAAUGUUGGUGUACAGAUCACUUCAGUCACUGAACAGGUUUAUGAUUCCAUGAGAUAUUAUUGAAACAACAUUAAUUCAACAAUGAAUGCUUCCACAUAGUGAUUAUUUCAGCACCAAAGUGUCAUUUUCUUGCAUGUCA
Molecule: messenger RNA, 3509 nt
Organism: Oncorhynchus tshawytscha (Chinook salmon)
Lineage: Eukaryota; Metazoa; Chordata; Actinopteri; Salmoniformes; Salmonidae
Product: calcium/calmodulin-dependent protein kinase kinase 2-like
Exons: 16
Coding region: 402-2108 (568 amino acids)
Biological process (GO): CAMKK-AMPK signaling cascade; protein phosphorylation; activation of protein kinase activity
Molecular function (GO): ATP binding; protein kinase activity
Source: RefSeq, a predicted model, not a curated record